Grammomys surdaster is the source of this 5333-nucleotide messenger RNA. Its product is annotated as desmocollin-3. Gene Ontology annotation, molecular function: calcium ion binding; gamma-catenin binding. Gene Ontology annotation, cellular component: desmosome; plasma membrane. The transcript is spliced from 17 exons. The record is from RefSeq and is a predicted model, not a curated record. Bases 174 to 2690 code for a protein of 838 amino acids. Gene Ontology annotation, biological process: homophilic cell-cell adhesion. NCBI's taxonomy places the organism in Eukaryota, Metazoa, Chordata, Mammalia, Rodentia, Muridae.
CCAGCGUCUCCUUGGUCCAAUCCAGUUUCAGGCGAGAACACGCUCCUGGGCAAAGAAGCUUGAGAGAGGCCAGAACGACUUCUAGACAAGCUGCUGUGGAAAACCUCCUGCGCCCAGGUUCUUAGAGUCCUUGCUUGGCGCCUGCCUGCAUCCUCCUGAGGCUGCACUGUGCGAUGGCGGUCCCUGAGCUCCGGAGCCCGCAGUGCAGGACACUAUGCACGAAGCUGCUGCUGACCCUCUGGGUCUUCAGUUUUGUUGGUGAAGCCUGUAAAAAGGUGACACUUCAUGUACCUUCAACACUAGAGGCAGACAAAAUCAUCGGAAGAGUUAGUUUGAAAGAGUGUCUCAGCUCGGCUGAUGGCAUCAUGCCAAGCGAUCCUGAUUUCAGAGUUCUAGAUGACGGGUCAGUUUAUCCCACCAGAGCUAUUGUAUUGUCUGAUGAGAAAAGAUCAUUUACCAUUCAGCUUUCUGAUUCAAAGAUGCAGACACAAAAAGAGAUCACUGUAAUCCUGGAGCACAAGAAGAAGGUACUGAAGAAAAGACACACUAAGGAAACUGUCCUCAGGAGAGCUAAGAGAAGAUGGGCACCCAUUCCCUGCUCAAUGCAAGAAAAUUCCUUGGGUCCCUUCCCACUGUUUCUUCAACAGGUUCAAUCUGAUGCAGCUCAGAACUACACCAUCUUCUACUCAAUAAGUGGGCGUGGAGCUGACCAAGAACCAUUGAAUUGGUUUUACAUCGAGAAAGACACUGGGAAUCUAUAUUGUACUCGGCCUGUGGAUCGUGAGGAAUAUGAUGUUUUUGAUUUGAUCGCCUAUGCAUCCACUGCAGAUGGCUAUUCAGCAGAUUUACCUCUCCCACUGCCUAUCAGAGUAGAGGAUGAAAAUGACAAUCACCCUCUUUUUACAGAAACAAUUUAUUAUUUUGAAGUUCCAGAAAGCAGUAGACUUGGUACUGUAGUGGGGACGGUUUGUGCCACGGAUAAAGAUGAGCCUGACACUAUGCACACACGCCUCAAGUACAGCAUCUUGGAGCAGAGCCCACCGUCACCUGGGCUCUUUUCUGUGCAUCCCGACACCGGCGUCAUCACCACCGUGUCUCACUACAUGGACAGAGAGGUUGUAGACAAGUACAAACUGAUAAUGAAAGUCCAGGAUAUGAAUGGUCAAUUUUUUGGACUAAUCAGUACAUCAACUUGUAUCAUAACCGUGCAGGAUUCCAAUGACAAUGCACCCACAUUCAGACAAAAUGCUUAUGAAACUGCUGUGGAGGAAAAUACAUAUAAUGUUGAAGUCUUGCGCAUACCUGUAGAUGAUAAGGACUUGGUUAACAGUGCCAACUGGAAGGCAAAUUUCACCAUCUUAAAAGGAAAUGAAAAUGGGUGGUUCAAAAUCACAACUGACCCAGCGACAAACGAGGGUGUUCUGUGUGUUGUAAAGCCACUGGAUUAUGAAGAAAAUCGUCAAGUGACCCUAGAGAUUGGUGUGAACAACGAAGCUCCACUCAUUAGAGAUGUUGCAAACCGAAUUCCCAUGAACCGGGCUGUGGUUACAGUCCAUGUAAGGGAUCAGAAUGAGGGACCAGAAUGCAAGCCCCCUCAGCAAUAUGUGCGCAUCAAAGAGAACUCAGCAGUUGGGUCUAAGAUCAAUGGCUACAAGGCCUAUGACCCUGAAACCAAGAAUAGUAAUGGCUUAAGGUACAAAAAAUUGCAGGAUCCUAAAGACUGGGUCAGCAUUGAAGAAAUUUCGGGGAUGCUCACCAUAUCAAAAACCCUAGACAGAGAAAUCAUGGCUCCCAGAAAUGACUUAUAUAAUAUUACAGUCAUGGCAAUUGACCAAGAGGGUAAAUCAUGCACAGGAACACUUGCAGUGAACAUUGAGGAUGUGAAUGACAAUGCACCAGAGAUAAUUCAAGAUUAUAUUGUCAUCUGCAAGCCAAAGAUGGGGUAUACAGACAUUUCAGCUGUGGAUCCUGAUGAACCUAUCCAUGGCCCUCCCUUUCAGUUCAACUUGGCAAACUCUUCUCCAGAAGUCAACAGAAUCUGGGCCCUCAACCAAGUUAAUGACACAGCUGCUCGCCUGUCCUAUCAGAAAACUGCGGAUGUUCAAAUAUACAACAUCCCUGUUACUGUAAAAGACAGAGCUGGCCAAUCCUCAACCAAAAUCUUGAGAGUCAACUUGUGUGAUUGCACUCAUCCCAGCCAAUGCCUGGGCAGAUCGAGGAGUGCGGGAGUCACCCUGGGGAAGUGGGCCAUCCUUGCCAUCUUGCUGGGCAUUGCUCUGCUAUUUUCGGUACUGCUAACUUUAGUAUGUGGAGUUGUUACUACCCAAAAAGGAAAACAUUUUCCUGAAGAUUUAGCACAGCAAAACUUAAUUAUAUCAAAUACCGAAGCACCAGGGGACGACAGAGUGUGCUCUGCCAAUGGAUUCACCACCCACACUGCCAACAACUCCAGCCAAGGCUUCUGUGGCACAAUGGGGUCGGGAAUGAGGAAUGGUGGGCAGGAGACCAUUGAGAUGAUGAAAGGACACCAGACCUUGGAUUCCUGCCGUGUGGCUGGACAUCACCACACUCUGGAUUCCUGCAGGGGAGGACACAUGGAGACUGACAACUGCAGAUACACUUAUUCAGAGUGGCACAGUUUCACUCAGCCGCGACUCGGUGAAGACUCCAUUAGAGGACACACUGGUUAAAAUUAAACAUAAAAGAAAUUGCAUGUGUGUAAUCAGAACGAAGAACACAUCCCAUCCCAAGACUAUGUCCUCACCUAUAACUACGAAGGCAGGGGAUCUCCAGCCGGCUCUGUAGGUUGCUGCAGCGAAAAGCAGGAAGAGGAGGGACUCGAUUUUUUAAACAACUUGGAACCCAAAUUUCUUACAUUGGCAGAAACAUGCACAAAGAGAUAAUGGUACUGGGUUACAAUUAGAGAUGGCCUUAGCAGAUAUUCCAGAAGUUUGAAACAAGGAUCCUGUAAAACAGACUCACUACUUACACAAAAUGGUCUUGAUUUAUGCUGAUGUGACAUGUGAUAUUGACUGUAGUCUAGUGUGAAUUGACACAUAUUCAGAAGAAAGUAUUUGUGAAAUUCUGAUCUUUUUCUAUGUGCUGUGUGUAAGUCUCCUGCAAAGUGGGGUAGGAGCAGUGUGCUCCAGUUCCUAGUCUGUCACAGGGUAAUGACCCUUGCAGCAGCAUGCAGGGCAUGUAUCUCUACUAAGUGCUGCUAGGGUAUACCCACAUUGUGUGUCCAGGAGCUUAUGCACAUAUAAUGAACUUUCUCCAUUUUACAAUCUUCCUCUUACCAAUUUGUAUUGUUAAAGCAAUUUGUGGCUGACCACUUUUCAAAGAGCAAAGGGUUAAAAUAGAGGAUAGGAAGAGCUCAAGCAGUAGUACUGGAAUCAACUAAGGUCUGUAAAGGACGCACCCUGCUGUGAGGAUAUCUUCCUAACAAAUGACUGGUGUAAACUACUAGUCUGAAAACAGUUAAGUUGUACCAACAUCACAUCCUUCUAAGGAUGGUUUCAGAAACAAACAAAACAUUAAGGAAGAAUGUUUCAGAGAAGAAAAAAACUUAUGAUAGAUUACAUUUAAAACUUUUGGACCUGUCUCCUUCUAUUUUCAGGAUCUAAUACUUUAUUGGACUUCAGAAACAAAAUUUUGCAAGCUAGCCUAAUGUGUUUCAGGACAGUCUGAAACCAGUGUUUAUUUGUAACCAAAGUACAUAUCCGAGUGACAUUUCAAGUGCAAAGGAAACAAAGAGGAAAAUGGCAACGAUUGAAAAUAAGUCUCUGUAUGACUUAUCUUGUAACAAGAAACCAGGAUCUGUAAGGAGCCGACUCCCUUCUGCCAGGUUACUGUGGGCUAUGUGUCACCUAAAUGUGUCAGCUCUUGCCUGCUUGAGUAAUUUGUUUAAAUUUAGAAACACAAAUUGUAGUUUUAUUGGGGAAGAAAGAGACAUCCACAUAGAAGAGUAGAUUCGCUUUGAGGAUAUAUAAAGAUUUGUACAUCCUAAUAUUAGAAGCCAACUACGGGGUCUGGCCCUGUAUCCGAUACAUUGCUGGGGCCUACAGCUUCCUGGCCGGCAGUUUACAGAAAGGAUGUCAUUUUCUUGGGACCUAUUGUUGACAGCCGCUGAAAUUACUUUUCUUCUACUUUUUUCCUCUCCUCUUCUUUUUUUCUUUUCCUUUCUUUUAUUUUAUUUUGGGGGAUUGGGUUAUCUCUACGUACUGGUACUGGCUAGCCUCAAACUUAAAGUCCUCCUGUUCCAGUCUCUGGAUAUUAGAAUUAAGGCAGAUGCUGCCAUUCUUGUUAUUGAAGAAGAGUCUUGUCUUUUAAGUCAGGAGCCUUCACGGCACUGGAAGACAGCGGGGCAGGUGGAUGGGGGGAAUAAUGUUGUUACCUUCCUAGCUGUUGACUCAGAAUCUUAGCUUUGUUUCCAGAACCCACUCAGAUUUUAUGGGAAAGGAGCACUGGCAGCAUUCCAGAAACCCAGCCCACCUUUUCCUGUCUGCCAAAGCAGCUUGAAAGCCUUGCAACAGAUUCACUUAGCUGGCAAACCUUCUAGAAACUCAAUAAUCAUCCUUCAGUGUGACUUUAUUUUUAUUUUUAUCAGUUUGCUUUGUUAGUGGGGAUUUAUCACGACAGAAGAAACAGAAAUUUUGGAUCUAUGCAGGCAAGACACUUUUCAGACCUCUUCUUAUUUGGGCUAUGAAAUCAGGAGCGGGGCUACAAUGAGGGAUGUAACUCAACCUGGCAUAGACAAGGGAUUUGAGUAUGAGCCUGCAUAAAACAGACGUGGUGGCAACAUGUUUGUCACCCCAGCACUUGGGAGGAGGGAGGAACAGGAGGAUCGAGGGAGUUCAAGGUUCUCCACAGUUAUGUGAGAAGCUAGAGGCCAGUUUAGGUUACAUGUGGUGAAUCUUUGGAUGGGCCAUAACUGUUGCACUGGUCAAACCUCAUGUGUAUCCAAGAUUCUGAUUGAUUUUUAAAUUUUUCCUGUUUUUAUUUUACCGAGGGUUACUUUCAUGAUAGACAUUUGAAAUUGUCGAUUUUUUUUUAUUCACUGCAUCAUAUAACAUUACUCUCUUCUCGAAUGUAUAGUUGAAAAAUGUGCUAUUUUAGUGUGCAAGAAAAACAGCUCUCCGUUUGUAUCACUUUCCUUCCCUCCUCUGGGCUUUUAUGUAAAUGUACAGACCAUUGUUUUCUUACAUUUAUAAGGAAACAGUUAACUGUCUAAAGAGCAAUUGGAGUUUAUUUUUCAAUGUUAUAAACAACUUUAAUUUGGCAAUUAAAUUGCUUUGGCAACUUGUCAAAUAAAAAUAAACAAGCAUUGAAUGUGU